Molecule: messenger RNA, 793 nt
Organism: Emiliania huxleyi CCMP1516
Lineage: Eukaryota; Haptophyta; Isochrysidales; Noelaerhabdaceae
Exons: 1
Coding region: 111-725 (204 amino acids)
Biological process (GO): nucleoside triphosphate catabolic process
Cellular component (GO): cytoplasm
Molecular function (GO): nucleoside triphosphate diphosphatase activity
Source: RefSeq, a predicted model, not a curated record
CCAGUGCGCGCGCCAGGCUGUAGCCCACCACGCCACUCUCCAUCCAUCUCCUCGUCGGGCCCAUUUUCUUCUUUUUCGGCUUCGCACACCGCUCCCUAGCGUCCCUGACCAUGAGCGCCAGCCGGCCUGUCGUCACUUUCGUGACGGGAAACGCGAAGAAGCUUGAGGAGGUGCGCGCGAUCCUCGGUGGCGACGCGCUCCCAGUCCGGAUCGUCAGCCAGAAGCUCGAUCUGCCGGAGCUGCAGGGCGAGCCGGAGGAGAUUUCCAGCGAGAAGUGCAGGCUCGCCGCGGAGCAGGUUGGCGGGCCCGUCUUUGUCGAGGACACGUCGCUCUGCUUCAACGCCCUCGGCGGGCUGCCCGGCCCCUACAUCAAGUGGUUUCUGGAGAAGACGGGGCACGAGGGUCUCAACAACCUGCUCGCAGCGUACCCGGACAAGAGUGCGUACGCACAGUGCAUAUUCGGCUUCUCCGCCGGUCCCGGCCAGACUCCCAUCACGUUUGAUGGGCGGACGCCGGGCCAGAUUGUGCCGGCGCGCGGUCCGACCGACUUUGGGUGGGAUCCGGUGUUCCAGCCGGAGGGCUAUAGCGAGACGUACGCGGAGAUGGACAAGGCGGAGAAGAACAAGAUCUCACAUCGCUACCGCGCGCUCGUCAAGCUGCAGGAGCACCUGGUCGCUCACGGGGCCGAGCUGCCGCCGCCCGCGAAGGCGGCGAGGUCUGAGUGACGUUGAGCGACCCGACGCUGCAGGGCGUGAGUGUCUGAAUCGCCUUAAAGUCAUACCAAAGAGCUUCU